Molecule: messenger RNA, 1380 nt
Organism: Mollisia scopiformis
Lineage: Eukaryota; Fungi; Ascomycota; Leotiomycetes; Helotiales; Mollisiaceae
Exons: 3
Coding region: 1-1380 (459 amino acids)
Source: RefSeq, a predicted model, not a curated record
AUGGACGUAGAAGCGAUAGAUAAAGGGUCAGCAGGGAAGGCUGGCCGAAAACCAAGCAGUUCUGGGCCCCGAAGCAUUGCUGCAUUGAGUGCAGAGCAAAUCGCUCGAAAGCGGGCAACCGAUCGAGCCUGCCAGCGUGUGUUCCGGCAGAAGAGACGAGAACGUGUUGAACAAUUGGAGGCUCGGUACAAAGAGCUAUUGCGGAAUGCCCCUGACAAAGCAGAGCUUCAAGCAGCCAAACAAAGGGGUAUAGAGUUAGAGGAGGAGCUGAAACGCCUUAGAGCAGUCCUGGACAAAAGAAAAGCAGAGCUUGGGAUUGAGUUGACCGAACCCAGCCAGUCUAGUUUAACGGUGGUCCCAAAUCCUACACCAAGACCGAGCUUCCGCGAUUCCCAAGCUGUCAAGUCUUCAGUGUCAACACCAAAACCCUAUCUACCAGCAGUUAGUAAAUCGGAACCAGACCAGUCGACGAGUAUAGGCUCUGCUUUGAUCCAAGACUCCUCGAGUGGUUCGAUAUGGCCUACUACCGUUGCAACUGAUGAUAGACCCCACCUUAGUUUACGACCAUCGGCGCAAGUACAACGCAGAGUUUCAAUAAAUGAUGUCGACACAGUCGAACUUAGAUCAACGCCAUUGAUCACUUCACCGGACAGGAAGCAGAGGCCUGCAACUUAUUUCAUGAGGCAGCCUUGCCUACACGAGUGGGAAAUUCCUCCUGCCUUAAGAAGCCCAUCUACUCCCAUUGAUAAGAUUCUAUACGGUAUGGUCCAGCAUCAGCGAGCACUUUCCAAGAAGGGCAUUCAUAGCAUAGAGCUCGCCGGUCCACGAAACCCCAGCAUGACCGCGCUAGUUGCACCAGAGCAGUCUGCAACUGUUCAUACAGUUGCGCGAGUUAUCUCCGAUCUGCUGAACAAGAUCACGUACCGUACGUUUGUGGACAAGCUGGGUGCCUUUCUAGUCAUAUAUCCUAUAUAUCAGUGGCUUAUAAUGCAAUCCUACGAAACGUAUCACAACUUACCCUCAUGGUUGCUUCCAUUGCUCUCCCAGCGCACCACGCCUCACCCUAUUUGGAUCAUUGCAGUGGGAACCCCGACGUUGAGAGAUGUAAUCAUUGCGAACCAAGAGAAAUAUGAUACAGAAGAAUUCCAGUUUCUUUUCGUGGCGAGCAUCAACGUCAACUGGCCACAUGGACUGGAGGCUGCCUUGAGUCGGAAACAUGGUGGUAUUGCGGCUAGUAAAGCGUUCUGGGAUCAUGCGAGGGACUUAAAGAACUGGACUUUGGAUGAGCCAUUUCAGAGCCGAUAUCCCGAAUUGAAGGGCUUCGUCCCUUUCACGAAAUAUCCCGGGAAAGAUGUACGAGUUGGUAAUUUACCAGCUUGA